Cebus imitator (Panamanian white-faced capuchin) is the source of this 409-nucleotide messenger RNA. Its product is annotated as cytochrome c oxidase subunit NDUFA4-like. The transcript has a single exon. Lineage: Eukaryota; Metazoa; Chordata; Mammalia; Primates; Cebidae. The coding region runs from base 1 to 249 and encodes 82 amino acids. The record is from RefSeq and is a predicted model, not a curated record.
AUGCUCUGCCAGAUCAUCAGUCAGGCCAACAUACAUCCAAGCUUGAUACCUGUUUUUAUAUUUGUUGGAGCUGGAGGUACGAGAGCAGCACUGUAUCUCUUGUGUUUGGCAUUAUUCAAUCUAGAUGUUAGUUGGGACAGAAAGAAUAACCCAGAGCCCUGGAACAAACUGGGUCCCAAUGAUCAAUACAAGUUCUACUCAGUGAAUGAGGAUUACAGCAUACUGGAGAAAGAAGGUCCAGAUUUCUAAAUGAAAUGUUUCACUAUAAAGCUACUUUAGAAUGAAGGUCUUCCAGAAGCCAUCUGCACCAUUUUCCACUUAAUCAGGAAAUAUUUCUCCUCUAAAUGCAUGAAAUCAUGUUGAUGCAAUCUACUGGAGAUUACACUGAUUAAUAAAGAACUGAAACUUG